AUGGUAGGUUGUUUCACCACAACAUACGUGCACGCAUCGCAUCGGUCGACGUCGCGGUUGCGUAGCGCUUACGCAGCUGUCGGAGUCACAUUUGCCCACGAUUCUUUUUCUGUACGGACACUAUUGAUUCAUAUUACUGUUGGAUGUUACCGAGGAAUCUACGAUGACAACUCCUUUGCCACUUCUUCGUCUCCCUCUGCUGCCACUCAUGCAAACUUGGAAAACGACCAAGCACGAGCUGAUGUAAAACUUCAAAACAGAUGGUCGUCGUGGAACAACCUUCUUAUUUCAACCAGCGAACUUCUCAACAGAACUUUGAAUGUUUUCAACUGUGGAUUUAUUCACAAGUUGGAGUUCGUAGACAUUCCACGAUACAACGUUUUACCUAUAUUAGCAACACUGCCCAACAUUAAAGAGGUGACGUCAUAUCUGGAUAUUACAAAUGAAAUAAUUUAUCGAACACUGAAAGUUAUUUCGCCAAACACCAGUAAAGUCAACUUGUACCCUAGAGCUGAAUAUGGAAACCCAGAAAAACUCCAAGAAAUUUUGAUUGAAAAUCUUGAUGUCCUAAUAAUUGCUCCUCUUGGUGGUGAUUUCCGAUUGCAUUUGGAUGAUAUUUUGAUUACAAAUGCUAGUAAAGCAGUUUAUAAUCGUCUUCGCUUGAGUGAACAGGAUCUCAAUCGAUUCUUGAAGUUAUGGAACAGUGGAAAAUUCAAUACGCGGAUGGAAGUUUUGCAAAUUGUUGUUGAGGAAGAAUUCAACAGAGACGCUGUUCUGAAUGGACUCCAUGCAGUCGAACUUCCCGAAACGAUUGAAAGAACUUUCGAAUUCUCAAGAAAUCAAAUUUUGAGAAAAAUUGUUUUUGGAGGUUACGAUAUUCGACGAGAAAAUGGUGAUUUGGUUACAGUUGAUAUUCGUGGACUUCACUAUUACAAUAUUUAUUUUUGGCCAUAA
Caenorhabditis remanei is the source of this 954-nucleotide messenger RNA. RefSeq lists its product as uncharacterized. The record is from RefSeq and is a predicted model, not a curated record. Lineage: Eukaryota; Metazoa; Nematoda; Chromadorea; Rhabditida; Rhabditidae. The transcript has 2 exons. The coding region runs from base 1 to 954 and encodes 317 amino acids.